Messenger RNA from Scophthalmus maximus (turbot), 2008 nucleotides. It is a transcript of the gene tra2a, whose product is annotated as transformer 2 alpha homolog. Gene Ontology annotation, cellular component: spliceosomal complex. Lineage: Eukaryota; Metazoa; Chordata; Actinopteri; Pleuronectiformes; Scophthalmidae. Gene Ontology annotation, biological process: positive regulation of mRNA splicing, via spliceosome. The transcript has 10 exons. The record is from RefSeq and is a predicted model, not a curated record. Bases 467 to 1387 code for a protein of 306 amino acids. Gene Ontology annotation, molecular function: RNA binding.
ACAUACAAACCACCUCGCGCGCCAUCUUCUAGCUAAUAACCAGCUAGAGACGAAAUACCGUGGUAAACCCUCGGGGCAGGUUGUCUCGAACACGUGUUCGCGUUUAGCCAUUCUGAACAAUGAGUGACAUUGAGGAUAGAAACGGUGGCCCUCGGGUUAUUGAUCGUGAAGGAUUUGAAGAGUUUUAUCCAAGAGUGAUGAAGAAAAAUUUCAAGAUAAACGAAGGCUAAUGAAAACAUGUACAGAGCAGAACAUAGACGUGGAAAGGGAGGAAAUGUGACGGAAGAAUGGUGUCAGAUAGGAGCGCUUGCGGUGUUAUGGCUAAAAUGAAAACUGGUUUCAGUAUGGGUGAAGAAAAGAAAAAACAGACCCGGAAUCAGAAAAUGAGAAAACUGAAAAAAGAAGAACGAAGAAGGAUAUAAAUCCUGAGAGAAGGGAGUAGCGUGUAAAGAAUCUGGAAGAAUGAAUGUGUCUCUCGGGGUCACGGUCCCCAUCUAAAUCGGAUCGUGGGAGUCCAGCUCGGGCGAAGUCGGAGAGCAGGUCCGGCUCCCCGAGCCCAUCCCGGGCAUCCAAACACUCUGAGUCCAGAUCCCGCUCUCGGUCAAAAUCUAGAUCUCAUUCCAGGCGGCAAGCAGACCGCCGCUAUAGCCAUUCGCGGUCUCGGUCCGGUUCCCACCGGAGGAAGUCCCGUUCUCGUUCCUACAGCCCCGAAUACCGCCGGAGGAGGAGCCAGAGCACUUCACCUAUGUCGAGCCGUCGCGGCAACACUGGCAGCAAGAGCCAUGACUUAACCAAAGAAGCAUACAGUCAUGGCGGCGAUACUGAUGUCAGGGCGAACCCUGACCCCAGCAAGUGUUUGGGGGUGUUUGGCUUGAGCCUGUACACCACAGAGCGAGACCUGAGGGAGGUGUUUUCGCGUUAUGGUCCUCUGGCCGGGGUCAAUGUGGUUUACGACCAGCGCACGGGUCGCUCCCGUGGCUUCGCCUUCGUUUACUACGAGAGACUUGAUGAUUCCAAAGAGGCAAUGGAGCGAGCCAACGGCAUGGAGCUGGACGGAAGGCGCAUCAGAGUGGAUUAUUCCAUUACCAAACGCCCCCAUACCCCCACACCGGGGAUCUACAUGGGCCGACCAACUCAUAAUGGUGGCGGCGGCGGCAGCGGCGGAGGUGGUGGUGGCGGAGGCGGUGGUGGAGGCGGCGGUAGCAGUGGUGGUGGCGGCGGCGGCAGCAGGAGGGGGAGAGACUCUUACUAUGACCAUGGCUAUGACCGGUAUGAAAGAUAUGAUGAGUACGACGAUAGAUAUAGUCGCAGGCGCUCUCCGUCACCCUACUACAAUCGGUACAGGUCUCGCUCGCGGUCUCGCUCCUACAGCCCACGACGAUACUAAGAUGCACAUGUCAGUGUUCAGCUUCCCUCCAAUAAUUGACGGUGUGUGACUCAUCAAUGUGUUUUCAGAAGGGAACAUUUUCAACUGCAUGUCUUUAUCAACAGAACUCUUUACGUUUGAGAUAGUCCUCGUUUACAUGAAAUAGAUGUCUUAAUUUUUUGUAGACCUUUUUGAUACAUCCAUGUCGAGUGUGAGCAAAGGGACGUAGCCACUGUUGAUCACUUGUCUUCAUUCUUAGACUUCCAUCCUUCCCUUCUCUUUAUUUUCAGCAGCAAUGAUACCGUUUCUUUUCUGUCAAGAGACAGUUUGCACUGAUCGCUCUUCACAUUGUCCUUGUCCUGAUUGGGGAAGAGAACAACCUGUAUUACGUAGGUAAAUGUAAGAAUAAACUGAAUGUGGACAGCAAAGAUGGCAAAUUGGAUUAAUCUCAAUGUAACGUUGCACUAGCUCAGUUUACUGGUAAGUAACAGGUAAAAUGUUAUAAUUCUUUCAGUGGUUGGUUCUGUGCUCACAUUCCCUUUUUUCAGGAGUCAUUGUUUUUAUUUCUCCAGAGAGAAUUGUGUUUUGAAUUUUUUUAAAUUGUUGUUUCUUUGUAUAGAAAUACAAGCAUAUGAAAACCAA